Messenger RNA from Mercurialis annua (annual mercury), 1380 nucleotides. Its product is annotated as NAC domain-containing protein 2. Gene Ontology annotation, molecular function: DNA binding. The record is from RefSeq and is a predicted model, not a curated record. The transcript has 3 exons. The coding region runs from base 216 to 1064 and encodes 282 amino acids. Gene Ontology annotation, biological process: regulation of DNA-templated transcription. NCBI's taxonomy places the organism in Eukaryota, Viridiplantae, Streptophyta, Magnoliopsida, Malpighiales, Euphorbiaceae.
ACCAUGCAAGCUCACACACACACACACUAGCUAAUAGCUAUAUGACAACAAACCUUCACUAAUAAAACCCACACCCUUCCCUUUGCAAACACCUCCCCCACUUCAGCCCCAGCUUACAUCUUCAUUUCCUAACUAUCUUUUAGAACCAAACCCAUAAUUUUAUUCUCCUAAAUAUCUUGUUAUUUUUAUAGUUUUUGUUUGAUCAGAAAAUAAUAAUGCAAGGAAAAAGUAGCUGUGAAUUACCUCCUGGUUUUAGGUUCCACCCAACUGAUGAGGAAUUGAUCAUGUAUUACCUUCGUAACCAAGCAACAUCUAAGCCAUGCCCUGUCUCCAUAAUACAUGAAGUUGAUAUAUACAAGUUUGAUCCCUGGCAAUUACCUGAGAAAGCAGAAUUUGGUGAAAAGGAAUGGUACUUUUUCAGCCCUCGUGACCGGAAGUAUCCGAAUGGCGUAAGGCCUAACCGAGCAACAGUUUCUGGGUAUUGGAAGGCUACUGGCACAGAUAAGGCCAUUUACAGUGCUUCUACUUAUGUGGGUGUCAAGAAAGCUCUUGUGUUUUACAAAGGGAAGCCACCGAAGGGUAUUAAAACUGAUUGGAUCAUGCAUGAAUAUCGUUUAAAUGAUUCAACAAAGUAUACCAUCAAACAAAAUGGAUCCAUGAGACUGGAUGAUUGGGUCUUGUGUAGAAUUUAUAAGAAGAAGAACGUAUCAAGACACUUAUUAGAGGAGAAGAUUGAAGAUACAGAUACCAAAUUGGACAAACCUGGUGUUCAUGAUGCUACUCAACAACAGCAAAUCUUGAAAUUUCCGAGGACCUUUUCGCUUACUCAUCUAUUAGAAUUGGAUUACAUGGUUCCAAUUUCACAGCUUUUGAGUGAUAACACAUACACUUCAUGUUUCGAUUUUCAAAGUACGAUGACCAACUGUGGGACUGGCAAUGUUGAGAAAUUUCAGCAAGGAGAAAUACCUCAACAACAUACAGAUUCUGGGAAAUUACAGGUGAAUCAGGGUAGCAUCUUCAACCAAUCACUAUUUGCCAAUCCAAUGGCUUAUGAAUUCAAGUGAUUGCCUGAUUUCGGACUAGUUCAAGAACUGAUGAUUUCGGUUUUGUUGUAAGCUAUGUUGCACGAAACUUCUUACUCCCACAUUUCGGCGUUUUAAUUAAUAUUUUGGACUGUUCCGUGCUAUAUAGGUUAUAGGAUACGACUGUGUUCGACACCAAUUUACAAGAUGUCGAAAUUGUUAAUAUGCAUAUUACGCGAUAGUAAAUUAGAUCAGCUAGGAAAUUCUGAGUGUUAGUGUAGUUUACACAUAACACGAAGCUUGAAUGAUGUACAUGAUCAUUACAUUCACCAAAUGAAGCUGUUUUUCUUUUUGUUUA